CAUACUUUGCUGGGGACCUAGCUGGCUUGUAGGACAUUCGUUUCUAAAGGUAGCGAUGCCGCAAUAAAUCACACUGGUAUGGUGUUAUUCGUGUGCUUGGCGCAAGUGGGGACCGUAUAACUAGUUAGGAACAUGGUCCGCAAAUCGAUCUUACCUCUUAUAAGGGCGCUGUUAGCUAUCUGCGUUUGCGCGCAAGUUCGAGCGGCGCAGCCGUCUAUCUUGGUAAACGAGGUUGGAAGCCAAGGACGCGAGCGUUUACUGCUUCAAGGCGUUAACGCGUCAGCUGCCGUCGUGGUCGGGAACUAUGAUUCGCCUUUCUGGGCUAUCGUCGACCACGGCGUUGAUUUCCCGGACACCGAGGCAAAAUGGAUUUGGUCGUCUCCGUUUUCGGCGUAUAACACGUCAACGAACAAGUACUUCACGUUCAUAAAGGCCUUCGCCGUUGGCGAAAUGAUUAACGCUACAUUAUACUUAAUUGCCGACAGUGAAGCUGACGUCUACCUCGACGGCGAGUUAAAGGGCUCUCAGCGCGGUGGUUGGUACACUUGGGGUGAAGUCAUGACGCCCAUCAAGCUGGUUCUGCAGCCCGGAAUCCACACCCUCAGUUUGUUGGGGGUGAACUACCCCUGCUACGAAGGCUGCAACAACCCAGCGGGUGUGCUGGCAGUCCUGGUAGAUGACAGCAGCAGUGAAGUUAUUGUACGGACGGACGAAUCCUGGUCUUGGACAUACAAUGGUACCGAGGGUGAUAUCCGACUUGUUGCCAGUAGCGGUCUGGUCCCUGACCAGCAGCAGGGCGUGGUCCAGAUCUUACUAUCGCGCCGCUGGGUCAGCCUGCACCAAUACAGCUGGGGCCUGCGGGAGGCGCGCGCCGCAUGCAGGCAGCUGGGCUGGGGUACAGGCAGCCCCGUCAUCAGCGCAGGGAUGCGGUACGGCAGCCGGCCUGAACCCGUGUACAGCAGCUGGUACUGGUACUGCGACUGGAGCAAGAAUCGGCUGGUGGACUGUGGGGGCUACUCGUGGACUCUGUCGUUGUUUACGAAAAACGGCACCGAGUUCAAUGAGACCGCGGGUGUGGAGUGCCGCAACGACCCGCCCGCCCGCGACGGCGACCUGCGGCUGCUGGGCGACAAUGCCACCCUCAGCGGCGCCGGCGUCGUGCAGGUUUACUUCGCCGACACCUGGGGAUACUUCAGCAGCUGGGCCAGCUGGGACUACCUGGACGCGCGCGCCGCCUGCAGGCAGCUGGGCUGGGAGACGGGUGCAGCGCUCGGGGACGCGGGGGCGCUGUACGGCAGCGCGGUGGUGGUGGGGCCCGUGUGGCGGCUUUACCCUUACUGCAGUUGGUGGGAUACCCGGCUGAUGAAUUGCUCGCUGGGCGGGAGCUACGAGUACCUGGAGGCGACGGACGCGCACGGGUUCAACCACACGGCGGGCGUGCAGUGUAGGAACGAGCUCCCCGGCGAGGGCCAGCUGAAGCUGGUGGGCAGUGACACGCCGGGCCGCGGCACGCUGCUGGUGUACCACGCGGGUGCCUGGGGGGCCAUCUCUUCCAGCUUGGACUGGCAGGCGGCGCGGGUGGUGUGUCGGCAGCUGGGCUGGGCCAGCGGCGACCCCGUGACGAGCUCCAAGUACGGCAGUGCCUCGGGGCGGCUGCUGCGGACGUCGCUGCAGUGCGCGUGGGACAGCCCCAGCCUGUUCGAGUGCCCCAGGAGCUCAGACUUCGAGGACGAUGGCCUCAUCCCCAACGACUACCCCUGGCUGGCAGGCGUGGAGUGCUACAACGAGACGGAGGCUGUGCGCCUGAUGAGCGGCGGCCUGGACUCCCGCGCCAACGGCAGCGGGGUGGUGCAGGUGCUGUACAGGGGCGUGUGGGGCGCAGUGGAGCAUAGCUACUGGGACUGGCGCGACGCGCGGGUGGCCUGCAGGCAGCUGGGCUGGACCACCGGCUACCCGGUGCAGGGGGCGGGGGCGGUGUACGGCAUCCCACCGGGAUCAGUGUACGGCGUGGGGUACGGCUGCGUGUGGAAUGAGAGCAGCCUGGGGGAGUGCAACCGGAACAACAACCUUGAUGUGUACACCACCGACAGCACCGGCCUCACAUCGCUGGCAGGAGUGCAAUGCGUCAAUGAAACGGAUGGGCCCGAGGGUGCACUGCGACUCACGGCCGGCCCCACCGCACUGUCCGGCACCGUGGAGAUCUGGUAUAACGGCAGCUGGGGCUCCGUCUACCAGUCCCGUUCCUGGGACUGGCGCGCGGCCCGGGUGGCGUGCCGGCAGCUGGGCUUCCUCAGCGGCAAGCCGGUCUUUAACGCGGUGUACGGCAAGAGCAGGGGCCCUGUGUGGCUGACCGAGGUGGUCUGCAAUGGCACGGAGGCGCGGCUGACGGACUGUCAGCGGGGGAAAUUCGGUGAUUACCAAUACUGGGGCGGCCACGACGGGGACGCGGGGGUGGAGUGCAACAACGAUCCAGACCCCGAGGAAGGCGAGUUGCGGCUGGCAGGCGGAGCCACCGCCAACACUGGCCAGGUGGAGGUGUUUUACAACGGCAGCUGGGGAGCCGUUUGCGGAAACAUCUUCAAAGUGUACGAGGCGGCAGUGGUGUGCAGGCAGCUGGGCUACCGCGGCACCCCCCGUGUGGAGCCGCUCCUGCCCGGCCGCCAGCGCCCCGCAUUUGUUGCCUGGCAGCUGGCGCCCGCCUGGCUGGCCAACCUGCACUGCGUCGGCAACGAGAGCCGCUUGAUGGACUGCCCGGGGGCCGAGACGCCGGGGCAGACCUGGGGCUGCAGCGCGGGCGCGGGAGUGACGUGCGGCCUGGACACCCUUCCCCCUGAGGGCUCCCUGCGCCUCAUCUCGCCCGAGGGCAACAACAGCCGGGGUCAGCUGCAGCUGCUGCACAACGGAAUCUGGGGCGUCAUCGAUCAAACCGGGUUCGACUGGUACGCGGCCCGGGUGGCGUGUCGGGAGCUGGGCUUCCAAAGCGGCAAGCCCGUGGCUUACAGCGUGUAUGGAGGAGGCGAGGAUCUGCCCAUGUGGCUUGCCAACCUCCAAUGCGCUGGCAACGAAAGCAGACUGGUGGAUUGCCCUCGCCCCUAUCCCUUCCUCGACGACUGGUUUGUCUACCAGGGCAACGAGGGGCAUACGGCAGGGGUCAUCUGCUCGGCAGAGCCCAACCCCCCUUCCGGCUCCCUUCGUCUGGUUGAGGGUCCGGCCCCCUGGGCGGGUCGGCUGGAGAUGUGGUCCGACGCGGCGGGCGCCUGGGGCACACUGUGCAGCAACGCCUUCACCGACCAGGCCGCGCAGGUGGUGUGUCGGCAACUGGGCUACACGGGCGGCAGGGCUGUGGGCAUCGGCGCCUUCCACACCGGCGCCAGCAGCGAUGUGAGGGGCUCGUACCAGCCCUUCGCGAUUAACUCGGUGACGUGCAUCGGGGGCGAGGGCGCGCUGACCGAGUGCGCCUACUUUGAGGGCGCCCAGCCGGGCUGCUACUCGGACCACUCCUAUGAUGCUGCGGUGUGGUGCGAUGCGCCCGGGACAGGCCAUGUCACCGCACCUGGCUCAGUGCGGCUGCUGGGCGGUCCAGGGCCCUGGUCGGGCAGAGUAGAGGUCUACUACAACGGGACGUGGGGCUCUGUGUGCAACGGCGACCUCACGGCCUUGGACGCGCAGGUCGUCUGCCGGCAGCUGGGCUACUACGGAGGCCGCGCCGCUCCACACACAACGCUGCAGUACAGCUACGGCUACGACGGCCGCUCCUCCGCCCCCAGCUGGCUGGCCCGCCUCGGCUGCACCGGCAGCGAGACCGCCCUCGUGCAGUGCCCGGGUGUGGGCGGGCUGGGCAAUGGCUCCUCGUGGGACCCGCAGUCCUGCGGGCAGUACCACUAUUGGUCGGACGCUGCGAUCAUGUGUAGCACAGCACCGCAGGGUGUGCUGCUGGACGCGCCGCUGGACUCCCCGCCUCAGGACUCGGAAAAGCUGGGAAGCCCGUUGCCGAGCCGCCUUGUCUGCCCUGACGAUUCCCUGCCCGGCGGCCUAGCCUUGCAAGUCGACAUGCCUCCCUUCGAAGGCAAUGAAGCCGAGAGCGCGGGCUUGGUAGGACUGCGCCUGCUCUGCUACCAGGACGGCGCCCUCCUCACCACCCUCACCUCCGGCGAGCCCUACCCCUGGUCCAACACCGCCACUUGGAGCAACAGCUCCUGCACGCGCGACCCGGCCACUGGUGUGAUGCCAUACAUCACGGCGGCGCGCAUUCGGGUGGCGGGCGAUGUGAACGACACCGCGAGUGCGGUGGACGCGCUGGGAGUGACGGAUGUGGAGUUGCAAUGCAGCGACGGCCAAGCCCUCUCUGAGAUGGGGCUGAGCAACGGCACCUGGGGCGAGUGGGCGACCUGCCCCCAGGGCACAGCGCUGUGCGGGCUGGGGCUGCAGUUCAAUGGCUGGCGAGGGCAGGGAAUGCAGGGCGCCAAUGAUGACACCGGGGUCACGGGCCUCAAUGUGUCCUGCUGCGCACUGCCCCUUGGCUUCAACGCCAUAUACGGCUCCCGGCGCGUGCGGCUGGCCGGCGGCAGCACGCCCCAGGAGGGCCGCGUGGAGGUGCUCUCACCCGCCGACAACACCACGUGGGGCCUGGUGUACGAGGAAGGCUGGGAUGCGCGGGAUGCCCAUGUCGUCUGCCGCGAGCUUGGCUGGAAGACGGGACGACCCGUGGGUCAGGCGGGAGAGCUGUACGGCCGGGGUCUUGGCCCUCUGCUGUACAUUGGCGUGGAUUGCAAGGGCACCGAGUCCAGCCUGGUCAACUGUGCGGUGGGCGAUUGGCCCGCACCCGCUGACAACUACCAGCGCGGCUACUCGGCCGGUGUCAUUUGCAGCGCAGACCCUCCUCCUAAUAUGGGCACUGCCCGCCUGGUUGACAUCCCGGGCGGCCAGGACCCUUUGUCCGGGGUUGCGGGCCGUGUGGAGGUGUAUUGGAACUACAGCUGGGGUGCCGUCAGCAUGGGCAGCACCUGGGACAACAAGGCGGCAACGGUGGUGUGCAGGUCGCUGGGUCACCGCUGGGGCCGCGCAGUCCCCGCCCGCGACCUGGUUCCCAAGCCCGGCUACCCGCUCCCCGUGGUGGCUAGCAGUGUGGACUGCAAGGGGGACGAGGCGUCCUUGCUGCUGUGUGCCACGGAAGGCGGCUUCCAGACCACCUUCGACACCUACUCGCGCUACUACGACGCGGGCGCCAUCUGCACGAACGACACGAUACCAACAUCUGGCUCGUUGCGUCUGUGCUACGGUGCCACCCCCGCGGAGGGCCGCCUGGAGGUGUUCCUCAACCUCACCUGGGGCCGCGUGGCCACCUCCGGCGGGAGUUGGCCCUACUUCUUCGACCAUGCAGACGCGCGGGUGGCGUGCCGGCAGCUGGGCUACAGGGGGGGAGGCUGGGCGGUCAACGGUGCCGGCUGGAGCGGUACGAACGAGGGCCCAAUAUGGCUGAGCGGUCUGACGUGUGCGGGCAAUGAGACGUCGCUGCUGGGCUGCCUGCCGGGCAGCAACAACAAUACCUGGUUCCGACACGAUGCGUGGUGGCUGGGAUCGGCGGGAGCGAUCUGCAAGCAGGACGACCCGGCCGACGGCACCCUGCGGCUGGUGGGCAGCAGCCCCUCCGCGGGUCGGCUGGAGGUGGCGGUGGGCGGCAUGUGGGGCACGGUGGACCCCACUGGCUGGGGCUGGGCGGAGUCGCUGGUGGCGUGCAGGGCGCUGGGCUUCAAGAGCGCCCUGGACAUGGGCUCCGGUGUGGGCGAGGUGCCGCAGACCGGCACCACCACCACCUCCUUCUUCCUGCCCGUGUGGCUCUCAGGCGUCAAGUGCAACGGCUCCGAAACCUCCCUGGCCUCCUGCCAGGGCGGCACCUCGUACGGGCCCCCCUCGGGAAUGACCUACGGCCAACCCAACUCCUACGGCCGGCUGCUGCUGCGCUGCUCUCAGCAGGAGCCUCCCGCACCGCUGUCCGUGCGGCUGACGGGCAGCCCCGUGCCGUACAUGGGCCGCCUGGAGGUGUACUGGGCGGGCUCCUGGGGCACCAUCUCACGCUCCACGUACUACGGCGGCUUUGAUGCUAGCUUUGGAGCCGUGGAGGCGGCGGUGACGUGCCGCAUGUUGGGCUAUGAGCCGCUUCACGGCAACACCUCCGACGUGCUGCGUGGGGACAGCUUUGGGGAGCCGUACUCCCUGAUCCCCGUGCACUACCAGCCAUUCGCCUGCAGCGGCAUAGAGAAGUCCCUGUGGGACUGUCCGGGCUACGCAGGGCCCACGAACCACACGAGACUGGGUGUCCUCAACGGUGCAUAUUGGACCGAGUCGGAAUCACACAGCUACGACGCGGGCCUGGCUUGCAAGCCGCCACCCAACGAUCCGGUGCGGUACUCACCGCCACCCCGGCCGCCUCCGGGACCUCCCUCCCCGCCCAAGCCCUCCCCUCCAUCGCCUUCGCCUAGCCUUCCUCUCAGCCCACCCAGCCCUCCGUCAGGCCCUCUUCCCCCGCCACCUUCCAGCCCCCAGCCUCCCUCGCCCCCCCGACCUCCACGCCAGCCUCCCAGUCCACCCCAAUCCCCUCCGCAGCCCAGCCCGCCUCCUCCCCCUCCCAGCCCGCCUCCCUCCCCGCCCGCCCCGCCUCCCCCGCCCCCGGCCUUCGAGGUGCUGUCCGUGUCCCCCGGCCUGCUGCCGCUGGCGGGCGGCACCCUCACUGUGGCGGGCCGCUUCGAGGUGUGGCCGUCGGAGGAGCUGGUGACGUUCACCUGCGUGUUCGCCCUGACGGAUGCCUCCGGGGGCAUCAGGGCGGUGACCUCCAACUACACGGCGGAGCGCCCCUCCGUGUCCGCCCUCCUCUGCCCCACCCCGGUGGCUCGCAGCUCCGCCGCCUACCUGCAGCUCAGCAUCGCCCGCAGCCCCGCGCGACCCGGCAUGGGGGAGCUGCAGGAGGUGGUGGCCUACCCGGAGGUCGUCAGGUACUACGCGCCCUGCCCCGCCGACUGCAAUGACCACGGCAGCUGCCGACUGGGCGUGUGCAGCUGCAGCGAGGGCUGGACCGGGAAGGACUGCGGCACACCGGUACCGGUCUUCGCCAUUAUCGGCCUACAGAACGGCCCCAGCAACGGCGGGCGACAGGUGCUGAUGGAGCAAUCCCCCUGGACCGCCCAGCCCCUCCUCGCCAACCCCAUCCCCGCCACCUGGCUCCUCUCAACCGACCUGCCCGGCAUCACCAUCAACCCUACAACCGGCCAGUUAGACUGGCCUGCUGCGGUCGCCCCCGACACCUCCGCAUCGUCCCACCUGGUCGCCCUCACCGCGGUGUCUUACGCCGGAAAGAUGGCGACCUACAGCUUCUACAUCUCUGUCGUACCGUCUUACGGCAUCAGGGAGCUAAGGCUGCCGGGCGGCUCGAGGGCGGCUCCAGGCAGCCGGAUUGCCAUCCUGGGCCGUCUGGGCUGGAGCCAGGCGGCGAUUGCUGCAGGAACAGAUGCCAGCAGCUCGCUCCCCUCCCUGCCAGUGCUGGUGCUGGUGCGCCAGACCUCCCAGCUGGGCUCCUCCUCUUCCUCCAGCAGUGGCUUCCAGGUGCUGCGGACCAACAGCAGCUCGGCUGACGGCGCAUUCACGCUGGAGCUGCUAGUGCCGCAGAGCAGCAUGGGCUCCCUGGACGUCUUCGCGCUGCACCCCGCCGCCACCCUGGACGACACCGCCCCCUCGCCCUCCCCCGCGGACGACCUACCCCUCUUCCAGCGCCGCACGCAGCUGUCCGUGCCCUUCGUCGCCGCCGCCAUCAACCGGGACGCGGGCAACACCAGCAGCCAGCUGGACCCGCGGUUCGCCCAGCCCACCCUGUCGCUGGGUCCAGGCAGCAGUGCGCAGCUGGGGGAGUUUGCGCGCCUAGUAGGCUCUCUCGAGGACCUGACCUCCCUGGCCGUCACUGUGCGCACCCGCCUGGUCUCCUUCUCCGGACUUCCGCCCAGCCUCACAGUCAACGCCACCCUCGCAGCGCCUCCCGCGCCCCUCUGCACCUCCAACUCGUCCUCCAACUCCUCCAGCCCGGCCAUCUGCCAGGAUGUGCAGGACGCCACUGCCAGCUCGGCCCCCGGCAGUGCGGCGCUGCAGCUGCAGGUGGCGUCGGCGCUGGUGCCGGGUUCCGGAGCGGCGGAGCUGGAGCUUGUGUUCACCCUGCGCGGCGGAGUGAGCAACGCCACCACCACCCUGCUGCUGCGGGUGCUGGUGGACUCGGCGCGGGUGGAGUUGGUGGCCGACCCGGCGGGUCGCUUGUCCGUGGUGCUGCCGCCCAGGGGUGGUACCAAUUUGCACCUCACAAUCACCAACAACGGCAACAUUGCUUCAGGGCCUUUGCAGCUGCCCGCCAUGCCCGCCGGCGGCUCUUGGCUCAGCCCCACCACCCCCCUGCCCCUUGCCUCCCUCGACCCCGGGGCCUCUGCCUCCCUAGAAUUCUGGGUGGCCGUGCCAUCGACCGCUCACCUGGGCGACUCCUUCACCGUCAGCACCACCCUCUACAGCAGCGUGACCCCCGGGUCGGUGCCGCUGUCUUUCGAGCUGGCAGUCGCCUCGGAGCCGCUGGGCAACCUGGAGGUGACGGUGGUGGACGAGUACACCACCUACGACCCCGCGCAGCCCCGGGUUGCUGGGGCCCGCUUGGUGGUGUGGUCGCAGGACGGCAGCACCAUGAUUGCCAGCGGCAUGACGGGUGCUAACGGCACGUUCACGUUUGCUAACCUGACGGCGGGCUACACGUACGCGGUGGACGCCUUCGCCGCAAACCACACCUCCGCCCGCCGCACCGUCACCAUCACAGGCGGUGCUCGCAGCCUGCGUAUCUUCCUGUCCCGCAGCGCCGUGCGCGCCUCCUUCGCCGUCAUCCCCACCUCCUUCCAAGAGGUGGUCGACAUUGUGGUCAACGUUGAGUACCUCACCUUCGUGCCUAUGCCGGUGGUCCGGGUGGAGCCACCUCUGCUCUACGUGGAGGACAUGCUGGCGUCCCGCACCCUGCAGCUGCGCAUCAUCAACACGGGGCUGGUGGCAGCGUCCAAUGUGCGCCUCAACGUGCCCGUAAACAGCCCGUACUACACACUAGGCUUCCUGGGCGCCCGCUGGCUACAGCAGGAGAACGUCACGAUGGACGAGCCCGCCGACAUUAUGGUGUCAUCCUCCGCCACCUCCUUCAACUCCACUGCCGUCAUCGACCUCUCCAGCGACAACCUGUACGUGCAGCUGGGCCGCCUGCCCGCCAUCAGCACACUGCUGCUGGAGCUGGCGGUGGCGGACAGGAACAAGGGCGGCUCCGGGGCGGGGAACAGCACUGGCGGGACGGUGGACGGCGGCUCCGGGUCGACAGGCGACACCUCCGGGACAGGCGGCGGCUCCGGGGGAGAGGACGGCGGCUCAGGAGGUACUGGAGGCAGCGGCGGGGAGGAUGACAGCGGCCCUGACAUGUGCGGUUGGUCGGGGCAGUCGGAUCUGGCGUGGUGGGACCCUUGCGACCCAGGCGCGGACCGGGGCACCGCCGUGUCCAUCAUCAGCAGGACCUUCAACCCCAAGUGCGUAACGUCAUGUUGCGGCAGUAACUUCGUGCGAGAUAUGACCGAUUACAGCAAUCCAAGCGGUGGCUCUGAAAUUGGACCCAGUACUUCUUCUUCUACUAUUAUUAAUUACAGCGUCCUAAAAUGGGGCCUGUGCAACGAGUGUGCUACUCACUGGUUUGAUGUGGGCUUGUGUCUGGCUAAGGACGUUAUCGCCCCCUGGAGCAAACCCGCGGGCCAAUUCAUCGAUAUUAUCCGCCGUGUAUAUAGCGUGAUGAUUAAGGCCGGCGCUGUCCGGCGCUCGUUGUUUGAGACGAGUGCAGGUGUGGGUGCUCUUGAGGGAAACUCCCAGCUGCCCUCGCCUGCGCUGCCCGGAAAGCACUCGUCCCCACUCCUGGCCAUCGCCCAUACACCUGCUGCUACCACUGCUCCGGUUGCCAGGGAGGGCGCGGCUCAGGUUGCCGAUCAGAAGCAACAACGCAGCCUGAUUGAGUUGUCGAAGAUGCAGCGACUGUGGGAUGAGGACGGUGACAACGACUCUCCAGUCGUCGUCCAGGCGGCUGUGUACGACCAGUUGGAGGAAGGGAGCGACCCGUGGGUCACCCGCCGGUCACUCCUAGACAUCCCUGGAAUCCCCGGCGGCUUGUCAGGCCCAUCAGAAAUGAUUGUGGAUAUCAUCAAGGACAAGACUAUCGGCAAGUUGCCGUACAUUGGCUGCCUGCUGGACCCGGUGCUGGACUGUUUUGGCUUCUGGGAUUUCCUACAGGACAAGUCGGUGAUGUGUUUUCGGCCCUUGGCGACUUUGCUGCUUCACAAGGCAUACCUAUCCCGACAACUGGGCAUCACCGACGCAGUCUAUCGGCGGACCCCUCCUCCUCCUCCGGCGCCGGGUGUUCCCGCAGCCCCGCCACCACCCUGCAGCCGCUGGCGCCCGCCCUCGUCAUCCCGCUGGAUGUCGCCCUCAGGCCGCCAUCCCCUCUGGAGGCGCUGGGGGUGCAGACUACUGCUGCAAUCAACUCCACCUCCUCCUCAACUGAGAACGCCAGCGCGCGCCGCCGCCUGCAGAACGGUGGCUCACUGUACGUGCCGCCUGAGCAGCGCCAGAGCCACAUCAUGGAGAGCCCCGCAGGCCAGAAGGUCAUCCGCUGGGCGGCUGCCAUCGUCAACCUGCAUGCGGCGGGAGCCGAGAUGUGGGGCCUGGAGCACUACAUGGAGUGGAUGAACCCCGAGUUCCCUGCCGACGUGGAGGCGCAGUGGCGGGCCGCCUGGGAGGCCGCCACCUCGGACGCCUCCCCCUCCGGGGUUCUGGUGGACUGGGGCGCGGAGGCUCCGCAGCUGCUGGGGGAGCAGUUCGCCCCGCUGGUCAACGCUACCGCACGACAGGCGCUGAUCGACAGGUGGAACGCCACCUUUGCCCAGCAGCCCGGCAGCAGUAACAGCAGCAGCAGCAGCAACAGCUUCCAGCCCGGCACAAUCAACCUGGAGCUGGUGCAGCGGGCGCAGCAGACCUACCUGAGCGAGACGCUGGCAGCACUGGACCAAGGAUACGCCAGUGUGUUUGACGCAAUCGACCAGAGUAUCAGCACCCUCAUCGCGCCCUACGUGGCCGGUACCGCGGGUGGCGGCGCCACGUGCGCGCGUGUGGUGGUGCAGCUGAGCCAGCAGCUGGUGCUGACGCGGCAGGCGUUCGAGGCCUCCCUGGAGCUGGACAACAGCGGCGGCGCCAGCAGCCUGAGCAACGUGACCGUGCAUCUGACGGCCUGGGUGAAGGACACCGGGGAGGCGGCCGGGAACGCGUUUGCGGUGGGGCUGCCGACUAUUGAGGGCAUGACCACCGACGAGAGCGGCCUGGUGCUCCCCGCUGGCGGUGUGAGCAGCAUGCGGUGGCUGCUGGUGCCGCGAGAGGCUGCAGCGCUGCAGGCGGACACAUGGUACUACGUUGGAGGCCAGGUCACCUACAUCCCCGGUCCCGGUCUGCCCGCCGAGGUGCUGCCGCUGGAGCCUGCUGACGUGCGUGUGUCGCCCGAGGGCCGGCUGGAGGUGCGCUACUACAUCGAGAAGGACGUGCAGGGCGACAACCCCUUCACCCCCGCCGUGGAGCCCAGUGUGCCCGCCGCACUGGUCACCCUGCUGCACAACGUGGGCAGCGGGGUGGCGCGGGGGGUGGCCAUGCAGUCGCUGCAGCCCAAGAUUGUGGAGAACGACAAGGGCCUCAUGAUCAGCUUCAACAUCGUCAACGUCACCGUUAAUGGCCUGCCGGCGCCAGCUGCUCUCCAGGCGUCAGUGGGCGACAUGCAGCCGGGCAGCACGUCCAUGGUGCAGUGGUGGAUCACCGCAUCGCUGCAGGGUACCUUCUCCGGCAUCAACGCCACCUUCAGCAGCCGCAACCCGCUCAACGACCCCACCCUCAGCACCGUCACCAACGUCACGCUGUACGACCUGCUGCACCUCGUGCACCUGGGCGGCGUCGCUGACGACGGCCUGCCCGACAUGCUGGUGUCCGCCCGCCCAAACUCCACCACCCCCGCCGCCAUCCACAGCAGCCGCGACGGCGCUAUCCUGCCGGUCUCCGUGGUGCCCUCCGCCGCCCUCACCAACAUCUCCACCAGCGGCCCCAGCGGCGCCCUCACCCUCACCAUCAGGGUGGACGGAACGCAGCUGACAGCGCCGCCUGUGUCGGCUGGCGGCAGCACUGGCAGCGGGUGGCAGUACCUGCGGAUCAGCAGCCCCCCGGCCCUGCAGCCCAGCAGCAGCUGGGUGCUGCGGUCCGCCACAGUCGCACCUGCGGGUGUAGGUGUCGCUGUUGCUGCUGCUGUUGGUCAAAGUGGCGGUACGAAGCUGAACCUGCCGUACAAUGCAUGGGCUUCAUAUCGCGUGUACGGCUCUGAUGCGGCAGCUCAGGAUUACGUCCACAUCUUGUACGAUGGGUACAGCUUGACAGGGGAGACGGUGCUCACGUUGGCGUUUGAGCUGGCAAGUCAACUGCCGUCUGAAUCUCAAACGCCCCCUCCCAGCCCUCAAGUCCCUUCCGCAAGCCCUCCGCUUCGUCCUCCCGAACCAGCGCCAACACCCUCUGCAAACCCUCCGCCACCACCUUCGCCCUCCCCUCCGCCACCACCCUCGCCUUCCCCUCCGCCACCACCCUCGCCUCACCCUCCACCACCCUCGCCUCCCUCUCCGCUGCCGCCCUCACCUUCCCCUCCACGACCACCCUCGGCUUCCCCUCCGCCGCCACCCUCGCCCUCCCCUCCGCCGCCACCCUCGCCUUCCCCUCCGCCACCACCCUCGCCUUCCCCUCCGCCACCACCCUCGCCUUCCCCUCCGCCACCACCCUCGCCCUCCCCUCCGCCACCACCCUCGCCCUCCCCUCCGCCACCACCCUCGCCCUCCCCUCCGCCACCGCCCUCGCCCUCCCCUCCGCCACCGCCCUCGCCCUCCCCUCCGCCACCGCCCUCGCCCUCCCCUCCGCCACCGCCCUCGCCCUCCCCUCCGCCACCGCCCUCGCCCUCCCCUCCGCCGCCGCCCUCGCCUUCCCCUCCGCCGCCACCCUCGCCGUCCCCUCCGCCGCCACCCUCGCCGUCCCCUCCGCCGCCACCCUCGCCCUCCCCUCCGCCGCCACCCUCGCCCUCCCCUCCGCCGCCACCCUCGCCUUCCCCUCCGCCGCCACCCUCGCCCUCCCCUCCGCCGCCACCCUCGCCCUCCCCUCCGCCGCCACCCUCGCCCUCCCCUCCGCCGCCACCCUCGCCCUCCCCUCCGCCGCCACCCUCGCCCUCCCCUCCGCCGCCACCCUCGCCCUCCCCUCCGCCGCCACCCUCGCCCUCCCCUCCGCCGCCGCCCUCGCCCUCCCCUCCGCCGCCGCCCUCGCCCUCCCCUCCGCCGCCGCCCUCGCCCUCCCCUCCGCCACCGCCCUCGCCCUCCCCUCCGCCACCGCCCUCGCCCUCCCCUCCGCCACCGCCUUCGCCUUCCCCUCCGCCGCCGCCUUCGCCUUCCCCUCCGCCGCCACCUUCGCCCUCCCCUCCGCCGCCACCCUCGCCCUCCCCUCCGCCGCCACCCUCGCCCUCCCCUCCGCCGCCACCCUCGCCCUCCCCUCCGCCGCCACCCUCGCCCUCCCCUCCGCCGCCACCCUCGCCUUCCCCUCCGCCGCCACCCUCGCCCUCCCCUCCGCCGCCACCCUCGCCCUCCCCUCCGCCGCCACCCUCGCCCUCCCCUCCGCCGCCACCCUCGCCCUCCCCUCCGCCGCCACCCUCGCCCUCCCCUCCGCCGCCACCCUCGCCCUCCCCUCCGCCGCCACCCUCGCCCUCCCCUCCGCCGCCGCCCUCGCCCUCCCCUCCGCCGCCGCCCUCGCCCUCCCCUCCGCCGCCGCCCUCGCCCUCCCCUCCGCCACCGCCUUCGCCCUCCCCUCCGCCACCGCCUUCGCCCUCCCCUCCGCCACCGCCUUCGCCCUCCCCUCCGCCGCCACCUUCGCCCUCCCCUCCGCCGCCACCUUCGCCCUCCCCUCCGCCGCCACCUUCGCCCUCCCCUCCGCCGCCACCUUCGCCCUCCCCUCCGCCGCCACCCUCGCCCUCCCCUCCGCCGCCAUCUUCGCCCUCCCCUCCGCCGCCACCCUCGCCCUCCCCUCCGCCACCGCCCUCGCCUUCCCCUCCGCCACCGCCCUCGCCUUCCCCUCCGCCACCGCCCUCGCCCUCCCCUCCGCCACCGCCCUCUCCCUUCCCUCCGCCACCACCCUCGCCCUCCCCUCCACCACCACCCUCGCCUUCCCCUCCGCCGCCACCCUCGCCCUCCCCUCCGCCGCCACCCUCGCCUUCCCCUCCGCCGCCACCCUCGCCCUCCCCUCCACCACCACCCUCGCCUUCCCCUCCGCCACCACCCUCGCCUUCCCCAUCUCCACCCUCACCAGUCCCUCCUUCUCCAUUCCCACCAAGCCCACCCCCCUUACCUCCACCCAGCCCCCAACCACCCUCACCACCCAGCCCCCAACCACCCUCACCACCCAGCCCUCCACCUCCACUUCAUCCGAGCCCCCCUUCGUUUGAGCCGCCCACCUCGCUCCUGGAGCCCGGAACGCCAGGAAUCCCGCCCGACGCUCCGCCUUCAAUCCCGGAGCCACCCUUAAUGCCACCGCCGCGCAGCCCCAAGCCUCCACGGUCGCCUCCCAAGCCCCCAAGGCCGCCACCAAAGGCUGCCAAGGCCCCUAAGACCCCCAAGGCGCCCAAGCUUUCCCCGUCGCCUCCAGCGCCUCCACGCCUCCCUUUGAGUCCCCAACCACCUCCACAGCAACCCCCCAGCCCUCCCCCACCGCCUCCAAGCCCCUCGCCACCACCUCCUAGCCCCUCUCCAUCGCCGCCUAGCCCUUCGCUCCCACCUCCCAGGCCCCCACCUCCAUCACCUGAGCCCCCACUCAAACCUGCCACACCUCCACCUCCGAAGAAGGGUUACAAGACGUCACCUCCUGCUAACCAGCAGUCUCCUCGACCGCCGCCCAAAGCCCCCAAGUCUCCCAAAGCCCCCAAGCCACCCAAAGCCCCCAAGGUCCCCAAGACCUCUGGAUAACCGAUAAUAGGUGGAUCAUAAGUGGAACCCCCUUCUCUAGCAGACAGCUAACCUAGUAGCAGCCUCAGCCAGCCUUGCCUUGGACUCGACGAUUCCUGCUGGUUCCCAUCUAAUACCUCCUUUUGUCAGGAAACAAUUCAACUGCAAAUACACAUACAUCUUUGUUGUUGGGUGCUGUUCUCCUGAGGCAGGCAAGGGUACUGCAUGCUUGCCAGUGCAGGCAGGGGUGAUACAUGCGACCUGAAGAAGGCUGUAGCUGUGAUUGCGCUAGGUGGUGUUGAUGGUGCAGAGGCAUCGGGUCGCCCUCGUAUUUAAAUAUGACGCGUGUAAGCACGAGAACAUUUGUGAGCGUGGGCAAAUGCUGAAGUCCGCAGUCUGUUGGCUGAGCUGCUUGUGUGCAUAUCGUGCCUUGGAGUGUUGGACUGUGUGUUCGGUGCUAUUUGUUUGGUGUUAGGCGUUGUUGACACAUGUACCAAGUUGCAUCUCAACCGCUUUCGUAUAUCGGUUGUUGACCACCCAGACAAAUAGUACACAUGCUUGUUAGUGACUUACACUCCUAAGGGCCUUACGUCGUUCUGCUGUGACAAGGAUUGAGCCUUACUUCGUUUUACUGUGACAAAAAUGGUGUUCUCCGUAAUUGCAAUCUUAUCCGUUGUAGCAUAUUGUCUAAAAAGCCCUGACCAGUGCGUGUUAGGAUAGUGUGAGCUACUGCCUUGCCGUACUGCUUCCCGAGGUACCCACCCCAGCUUUCCCCACCGAAUGCGGUCACUCCCCGACAGACGGACACUCCGGGCACUCGGGACACUGAAGGUAGCUCCAGCUCUCAGGCACCGUUCUGCGCAGUGCGUGCCUUAAUCGGCCUGGCAUCGCCCCGAAUGAGGGGUUAAGGUCCUGUCGCGCCCCGUUACCGGCAUGUGCAUUCUACCGGCAUGCCCGUACGGUCAUAGUGCAUGUCUCGCAGCUUGUUUGUGUUAUGGGCGUAGUUCAGCGUAUGUAUGUUACAAGCUGUUGUGCUAGCGCCUUUACCUUGGGUGCUGCCGGUUUCUAGUAGUUGUGAGUACGGCGUAUCGGGCAUAUCUGCCGUACAGCCGCCGCUCCUCUUAGACCGCGCAGCCCCGUGACUCGGGGCUGCGCACCUCUCGCAACCAACGCAAGCAUGUAACGACGGUGUUUGA
Astrephomene gubernaculifera is the source of this 16285-nucleotide messenger RNA. Lineage: Eukaryota; Viridiplantae; Chlorophyta; Chlorophyceae; Chlamydomonadales; Astrephomenaceae. The record is from the annotation of a GenBank genome assembly.